AUGGUGACAAAAAGUGCCAAAGUACACUCCGGCUUGCUCUAUUUUCGUCGAUUAAGCUCCUCUAGACUUCAUGUGAGAUUUUCCAGCACAUGCACUGGAUUACCGACGACUUUUCCGAUUGAAGAGUCUUCGAAAGUGUUAAAACACCUUGCAUUUGUGAAGCCAUUGCCUUUCUUGAAAGGAAGUCAAAUUCAAGAGAGCUUUGUGAGAGCGCAGUUGGACAUGAAGAACCUCAAAUCGAAAAUUGAUCAGAAACUAAGAGAGGUUUAUUCUGCAAACACUGGUGCCACCAUCAACCAGCAUGAGGAAUUUAUUUUGAAGAACAUCCUAGAUAUGAAGCCUCAUCCUAUAGUUCUAACAUUUGAAUUUGAACCAACUUACACAGGUGGAAAACGAAGCAAGAAAGCUUUGUCUCCUGAGGAUAUCAGUCGAUUCGAGAAUUUCAUUCCAAAAACUCAAGUUAACAACCCUCCCCCUAAAUUCGUUCAAGCAGAAAGAGGAGGCCAAAUAACAUUCCAUGGACCUGGUCAAGUAGUAGCAUAUUUGAUAAUGGAUUUGAAGUCUUUUAAUCAAUUUCCAGCAAAGUGUCUGGUGUCAGCCAUUGAGGAUUCGACAAUAAGCGCUUUAAAAAAUGUUCCGCAGAAUAGCGAUGGGAGCACGCUGGAACUGAAAGCUUGCAAGGCUCAGGAAACUGGAGUUUGGAUUGAUGACAGCCUUAAAAUUGCAAGUAUUGGUGUGCAUGUUAGAAGAUCAAUAACGUCGCAUGGUGUAUGCAUCAACGUUUGCCCUGAUUUAUCGUACUUAAACAACUUUGUUAUGUGUGGGCUGCCUGAUUCUAGGGCUACAUCGAUCCAAGAGCAAAUCCCUCAAGCUUCCUGUACUACGCGCGAUGUUUCAAUUACAUUUGUGAAUGAGCUGGCCAAAAAACUAGGCAUCGAAACCGUGGAGAGGGUUGAGUUAGAGGACAUAGAUAUAGAUGAAUAA
Molecule: messenger RNA, 984 nt
Organism: Lachancea nothofagi CBS 11611
Lineage: Eukaryota; Fungi; Ascomycota; Saccharomycetes; Saccharomycetales; Saccharomycetaceae
Source: the annotation of a GenBank genome assembly